Molecule: messenger RNA, 741 nt
Organism: Darwinula stevensoni
Lineage: Eukaryota; Metazoa; Arthropoda; Ostracoda; Podocopida; Darwinulidae
Source: the annotation of a GenBank genome assembly
AUGGAUCGCAUGAUUUAUGUGGUGGGCAACGAGCAAGAUUAUCACUUCAAAGUAUUGAAGUUGACGCUCCAGAAGUUAGGCUAUCAGUGGGCCGAUGGUAUUUAUCACUUGUCGUACGGCAUGGUGGAAUCGCCAACCGGACGAUUCAAAUCGCGUGAAGGCAAAACAGCCGAUGCCGAUGAUUUGAUUGCAGAGGUGUUGCGCAUUGCAGAAGAGCGUACCAAAGAGCAAGGCAAGAUUGACGAUUUCACCAACGAUGAAGCGAAGGCUUUGUACAAAACUAUUGGUCUAGGCGCAUUGAAGUUUUUCUUGUUGCGUGUGAAUCCGUACAAGAAAAUUAUUUUCAAUCCGGAAGAGUCGAUUGACUUCCACGGACAAACAGGUCCUUUCGUGCAAUACACUUACGCCCGAAUUUGUUCCAUCAUUCGUAAGGCAGCUAUAACGCCUGAUACGUUGAAUGUGCAAACCAAUUUGCAAGGCGUGGAGCGACAAAUUAUUCAGCAGUUGUGCGAAUACGAAAAUGUAAUUGCCGAUGCGUCUAAUAAGUACGAUCCAUCGGAGAUUGCGAACUACGCCUACAACUUAGCGAAGCUCUACAAUAAGUUUUACGGAGAGUUGAAAAUUCUAUCUGCCGAUACCGAUGCAGAAAAGCAUUUGCGAUUAACCAUUUCGCAGGCAACAGCCAAUACCAUCAAACACGCCAUGAAGUUGUUGGGUAUUGAUGUGCCGGAAAAAAUGUAG